GGUCAGUCAGUCAAUCGUAUGCGACUUGUCGAAUGCCACCAUAUUGAUUGGGCUUUUGGAAUGUGUGAGUUGUUUUGUCCAAGGGUACCGCCGCAUGCGGCGGGGUCGCUUUGUGCAGACGGACAUUGGGGGUUGGCAUGGACAAUAAAACAAGGCGCGGACCACCCGUGAUUGCAUUGGCGACAGGGGAGAACAGGGAGAAAAAAACACCCAAUACGAGGGAUCAAUUACUUUAGUCUUGACUACUCGCUCGUUGUAUGGCAGUAGUGAAACCAGAUCUUAUAAUUCAAUCUUUCCCUGUCGGGGUGAUUUACCGCUUGGAUGGAGCUGGUUGGUGUCUCUGUCCAGCAAACAGAUCAGGAAUGCAAUCCCUU
Molecule: messenger RNA, 374 nt
Organism: Pyricularia grisea
Lineage: Eukaryota; Fungi; Ascomycota; Sordariomycetes; Magnaporthales; Pyriculariaceae
Exons: 2
Coding region: 19-171 (50 amino acids)
Source: RefSeq, a predicted model, not a curated record